Molecule: messenger RNA, 1906 nt
Organism: Leptinotarsa decemlineata (Colorado potato beetle)
Lineage: Eukaryota; Metazoa; Arthropoda; Insecta; Coleoptera; Chrysomelidae
Gene: XRCC1
Product: DNA repair protein XRCC1
Biological process (GO): double-strand break repair via nonhomologous end joining; base-excision repair; single strand break repair
Cellular component (GO): nucleus
Molecular function (GO): damaged DNA binding
Source: RefSeq, a predicted model, not a curated record
GUGUCAUUUUUCAUAUUUGGCGGGCGACUGAUAUAAUGCACAAUUUCAAUAACAAAUUAAAGUUCAAAUUUCUAGAAUCUAUAAAUCAGAACCAUACGUAGAGCAACUGAACAUGCAAAAUGCCUCCAAUCAAAGUCGAUUAUGUAAUGAGCUUCAGCAGUGAAGAUCCGGUCCACGUAGCGAGUAACGUCUUAAAGAAUGACUCAAAAAAGUGGAAAUGCCGAACCGCCGGAGAAAAAAUGGCCGUCAUAGUGCUCCAGCUGGAAAAAGCCACGGAAAUCUCUGGAAUCGAUAUAGGGAACGAGCACUCCGCCUUCGUUGAAGUUUUGGUGUCUCGAUCCGGAGGAGGGGACGACUUUAAAGGCCUUCUCAUGGCUUCUGCCUUCAUGACCCCCGCGGAGGCCAAACAGAGCCAGAACGUCAAUCAGGUACGGAUGUUCACGAAAGAACACCUGUUGAAGCCGCAGUGCGACGAGAAGUGGGACAGAGUCAAAGUGGUGUGCACACAGCCUUUCAACAGGUAUGUGCAGUACGGUCUGUCGUUUAUUAUUCUUCACACAAAGGAGGAGAAGCCAUCAGGCACUUUGCAGGGUAAUAUCGGGAAGUUCGCUCUCAGGCCGGCUUCUCCUGAUAUUUUCACGGCCGGGAGCUUGUUUGCCAAGGUGAAGGAGCAAAAGAAGGAGGAGAAAUUAUCAGGUGCUGCUGCUAUACGGGAGGCUGCCUUGGCCACUUCCUUGGCAAGGUUUGGUUCCCCCAAGUGUAAACCCAAACUGAAGACUGGUGACUCCGCUCCUACACAGAACCGCACGAAGGUUCAGCAGUCCGAGGAAGGUGAAGAACAGCCUCGAAAGGACAGGAAUCGGACGGGACUCUUUUAUAGCGAAGACGAUGAUAAACCAAACGAAAAAAUUGACCGGAUCAUUAAGAAGAAGAAGGAGGAGGACGAGGCGAAGAAAAACAAAGACGAAGGCAGGAAACAGAGUGCGGAGCUCAACAUUUGGGGGCUUCCCAAAGUUAAGACGAAAGAUGAUGAAAGGGAGGAGGAUGUGAGGCGAGAUAAGGACGGUGAGAAAGCUAAGAAGAAGGUGAAAGACGCAACACCAGCCAAAGGUAGCAAACAGAAGGAAGUUAGUAACCAUGAUAGUCCCAGCACUUCCAAACAAAACGAAUCAAAGCGAGACCUGAAGAGAAAGCUGCAAGAGGACACGACAAAAGAAGACACUAAAAAGAAGAAAAUGAACAUUCCCGUCACGAAGCCAUAUGAAAGAUUGUUGGAAGGUAUCACUAUUGUCGUUAGCGGAAUUCAGAAUCCCGACAGAGCGAUGCUUCGAACGACAGCCUUGUCAAUGGGGGCCAAGUACAAGCCGGAUUGGGAUUCGAGUUGUACCCAUUUAAUUUGUGCCUUUGCAAACACUCCAAAAUUCAACCAGGUGAAAGGCAAAGGGAAGAUAGUGAGGCAGACAUGGUUGGAAGAGUGCCACAAACAAAGAAAGAGGUUGCCGUGGAGAAGAUACGCUCUAGAUAAAAGUGAUAAGGAUAAAGACGAGAGCGAAGAUGAGAUAUGCGAAGCAGUAGAGACCGUUGAGAUGGACGUACUGAGCGAUUCACCAGUAGAAACCGAUCUGGAUUACAACGACCAUAGAGACGAGGGGUCUGAUACCGAAGAAAGGAUAGCAAAAAUUUUGGCAGCACAAUCCGCUACCGAGAAAAAAACUAGCCCUAGCGCGAAAGCAAACGGCGAUAUUUAUUGCGUGGAUACGGACGAAGAAGAAUUUCCAGAAAAAUCCAAGGUGCCGGAAGUUGAGGAACUGGCAGGCUUUUUCGAUGGCAAAGUAUUUUACGUGGAUCAGUCUUUUGACGACGAAACGUAUGCCAAGCUGAGAAAAUACAUCGUAGCCUAUAGAGG